Dioscorea cayenensis subsp. rotundata (Guinea yam) is the source of this 1456-nucleotide messenger RNA. RefSeq names its product heptahelical transmembrane protein ADIPOR2-like. The coding region runs from base 205 to 1275 and encodes 356 amino acids. Gene Ontology annotation, cellular component: membrane. The record is from RefSeq and is a predicted model, not a curated record. Gene Ontology annotation, biological process: response to hormone. The transcript is spliced from 4 exons. Gene Ontology annotation, molecular function: signaling receptor activity. NCBI's taxonomy places the organism in Eukaryota, Viridiplantae, Streptophyta, Magnoliopsida, Dioscoreales, Dioscoreaceae.
AAACCCACCUACCAGUAAAACCUAUCAUAAAAAAAUGAGGCGCAAAGCGAGUGACCAAGAAAGCGGAGGACCACACCCUUACCACUCCCCACCCCAAUCACUUUCCGCCACGUUUCAUGUACAUCUCCGUUCUACUCUUCACGCGAAUCUCAUCGUUCUCCUCGCAGCGGAGCAAAAGAAGAGAAGAAGAAGGCGAUCCCAACCAUGGCACCGGCCUCGAGGAGCCGGGCUCGCCGCGCUUCCAUCUCCGAUUCUCUGCCGGAUAUGAAGCCCGAGCUCCUCAGCCAUACCCAUCCCAACCCUCACCGUCGCCGGCUCCGGCUUCUCCGCUACGAUCAGCUGCCGGAGUUCUUGAAAGAUAACGAGUAUAUUCUUGGGCAUUAUCGUUCUGAAUGGCCGAUCCGUGAUGCCUUCCUCAGCGUCUUCUCUUGGCACAACGAAACCCUAAACGUCUGGACCCAUUUGGGGGGAUUUUUGGUGUUCUUGGGGUUAAUGAUCAUGGUCUCGUUGGAAUCACGCGGAGAUUCACUCGACUCCAGUUUGAUUUCUGGGAGGAUGAACGGACGCGGGAUGACAGUGGAGAACUCUUCACAUGAUGUUUUAUGGGUGUACACACGAUCAACAAAUCCAUCGUCAACAUCAUCAAAUCCAAUGAUUUCAAGGUGGCCAAUAAUGGUGUUCUUGAUAGGUUCCAUGAUGUGCCUUGGAUGCAGUUCCCUGAGCCACCUUUUGGCCUGCCACUCCCGGCGGCUCAACCUCCUCUUCUGGCGCAUCGACUAUGCCGGCAUUUCCUCUAUGAUCGUCACCUCCUUUUUCCCACCCAUCUACUAUGCCUUCGUUUGCCACCCUCUCGCCCGUUUCGCCUACCUCUCCACCAUCACCAUCUUUGGCCUCCUCACCAUCCUCACACUCCUCUCACCAUCUCUUUCCACGCCCAACUUCCGACCAUUCCGUGCAUGUAUUUUCCUUGCCAUGGGCUUCUCCGGCGUAGUUCCUGCAGUGCAUGCAUUGGUGAUCAACUGGGAACACUGGCAAUGCCAUGUUGCAUUGGCAUUGGAGGUGGCCAUGGCUGUAGCGUAUGCUGCUGGUGCUGUUGUGUAUGUGAGCCGUGUGCCAGAGAGGUGGAAGCCUGGGGCUUUUGAUUUGGCCGGCCAUAGCCAUCAGAUUUUUCAUGUGUUUGUGCUUGUUGGUGCACUUAUACACUUUGCUGCAAUCAUGGUGUUGCUUGACUGGAGGGUUGGACUGCCCAUUUGUGGCUCUAAUGUGAAUGGGUAGAGGAUUUUUUUUUUUUUCCUUUUAGUAUGUAGAGGUGAAAGAUGUUUGGUUUUAAGUGUCUUCCCAUUAUUUCUGUCUUGGGUUCUGCUUUGGGGAUUUUAUUGAUGUAACCUAGCAGAGUCAAUAUAGAAAUCAAUAUCUCGAUUUAUAUGAUUUUCUUUGAGAUUUUAUUCGAUUUUAA